This is a messenger RNA of Neolamprologus brichardi, 1685 nucleotides long. RefSeq names its product potassium channel, subfamily V, member 2a (gene kcnv2a). The record is from RefSeq and is a predicted model, not a curated record. Gene Ontology annotation, cellular component: voltage-gated potassium channel complex; membrane. Lineage: Eukaryota; Metazoa; Chordata; Actinopteri; Cichliformes; Cichlidae. Gene Ontology annotation, molecular function: voltage-gated potassium channel activity. Gene Ontology annotation, biological process: potassium ion transmembrane transport; protein homooligomerization; action potential.
AUGUUUAACCACCUCAGAGCUCGAAGCAGGAGUUUAUUCUCCAGCUACAAGCCCGGCAGCCGGACUCAAGAGGUCAAAGAAACGGUGGAACAUCUGGACCUGAUCAGCGCCUUCAUUAAACCAUGGAACUCCAUGCAGGACCUUGGCAGAGACAUCUACGAUAUUUAUGCCGAGUAUGAAAACGAGGAGGUGGAGGAUCGAUUGCCAGUGUCUCCCUCCCGCCUGCUGAAUUCUCCAACCAAACACUUCAUUCUCAACAUCAAUGUUGGAGGAACGGUGUAUCACCUACCUUACAGGUUAGCCGCCAGGUAUCCGAAGACUCGGAUCGGUCGCUUGGCCACAUACACAGACCAUAGCAGGAAGCUGGACCUCUGCGAUGACUACGUCGUCCAGCGCAACGAGUUCUUCUUUGACCGCGACCCAACAAUUUUCCACAACAUCUUUAAUUUCUACAGAACUGGAGUGUUGUGGAUUAAAGACGAGCUGUGUCCCCGAAACUUCCUGGAGGAGAUAAACUACUGGGGGGUCAGAAUCAAAAACAGCCAGCGCUGCUGCCGCAUCUCCUUUGAAGAGAGGCAGGACGAGCUGAACGAGCAGCUGAAAAUACAGAAGCAGCUGAUUACAGAGAUGGGUGAUCUGGUAGAAACCGAGGAGAAUGAGGUGUUAUUUAACAGCAUGGCCUUUGGGCAGACCCGGAGGAAAAUCUGGAACCUAAUGGAGAUGCCAUUCUCCUCGAUCACAGCCAAGCUUGUGGCAGUUGCAUCCUCCAUGUUUGUGCUGGUGUCGCUGGUCGCCAUGACCCUCAACACCGUUGAGGAGAUGCAGUACAAGACACCAUCAGGUGAGCCCAGCGGCAGGUUCUACGGCGAGUACGUCGAGACGUUAUGCAUCAGCUUUUUCACCCUGGAGUACCUGCUGCGCCUGAUCUCCACCCCUGACUUGAAAUGUUUUGGACGCAGCAUGCUGAACACAGUUGAUCUGAUCGCUAUCCUGCCACACUACUUGCAGAUGAUCUUGGAAUGCUUUGAAGACAAGGACAUCCAUGUGCACUCUGGAGACAUUGAGACAGUAGCACGUGUCGGGAAGGUUGGGCAGGUUCUGAGGAUAAUGCGUCUGAUGAGAAUCUUCAGGAUCUUGAAGUUGGCUCGUCACUCAACGGGCCUCAGAGCCUUUGGCUUCACGCUAAGACAGUGCUACCAGCAGGUGGGAUGUUUGCUGCUCUUUAUUGGCAUGGGAAUCUUCAUGUUUUCAGCCAUGGUGUACACAGUGGAGCAUGAUGGCUACAACACCAACUUCACCUCCAUGCCACACGCAUGGUGGUGGGCUGCUGUGAGUAUUUCCACAGUGGGCUAUGGCGACAUGUACCCAGAGACCAACCUUGGACGUAUCUUUGCCUUCGCCUGCAUCUCCUUUGGCAUCAUUCUCAAUGGCAUGCCCAUCUCCGUCCUCUACAACAAAUUCUCUGAUUAUUACACCAAGCUCAAGGCCCAUGAGUACACUGCUGUGACCAAGGCUCGUGGGAAGGUGGGCUUUGCCAGGAGGGCAGCAAAGAAGUUCUCAGAGUUCUGCGAUGACACCAUUCACCAAAAGUGAUGACAGUAGCUUGUAGAAGUUUUAAGAGAAGAAUUACAAACAUGUGUUUGUGACAUGUGUGACAGGUUCCUGAUCACACAUACUGCAGACAG